This is a messenger RNA of Trematomus bernacchii (emerald rockcod), 3264 nucleotides long. Its product is annotated as probable ribonuclease ZC3H12C. NCBI's taxonomy places the organism in Eukaryota, Metazoa, Chordata, Actinopteri, Perciformes, Nototheniidae. Gene Ontology annotation, molecular function: metal ion binding; mRNA binding; RNA endonuclease activity. Bases 193 to 2949 code for a protein of 918 amino acids. The record is from RefSeq and is a predicted model, not a curated record. Gene Ontology annotation, cellular component: nucleus; cytoplasmic ribonucleoprotein granule. The transcript is spliced from 6 exons.
CCAAAGGUACCGUUGCUGGAAAGAAUUUGUAGGAGUUGUUGCCCUGUUUUGCUGCGUUUCUGUUUUCUUGGAGCUGUGAGCUUCACUCCCAGAACAAGUCGGUGAGCUGUUUUCUACCUGCAGUAACAGUGGGGUCUGUCAGGUACUCAGGAGGUCACGGAGGACGUGGAGCUGGAUGUAUGAGACAGCUUCAUGGGCGUGAAGGACCAUCUGGAGGAUGGAACAGGCCACAUGCAUAGCCUGGAGCUGGAUCUGGACUACCUCCACGUGGAAGGUGCUGAACGGCAGGUCGGCCUGAGCACUGUGACGGUCGCUGGUAAUUUAGGGGUCUUACAGGUCACAGAAGGUGCCCAGAGUAACAGCAGUAACAGUAGCACAAGCUUUAGUACUAAUUCAUGCUACAGCAGCAGCAGUAGUUGCAGUAACUUCUCUGACAGUGACGAUGAGCGGCUCCAGAAUGGGUCCAAUUCUGAAACUCCAAACCCUCAGCAAGAACAGCAGGAUCUACACCUCCAAGAGUCCUCUUCAGUCUUUCAGACAGUCAGGCUGGACCUGUCUCCAAACCGAACCCCUGCAGACCCCCCACAGCCAGAAACAUCAUCUCCCACUGACCCCGCCACAGAAUACCGCGCCAAAGUGGAGUUUGCUCUCAAGCUAGGCUACUCUGAGGCGCUGGUGCUGCUGGUGCUGAGGAAACUGGGCCCCGACGCACUCAUCAAUGACAUCCUGGGUGAGCUGGUCAAACUGGGAACCAAGACAGAGAUGGAGCAACAAGGAGGUUCCACUGCCUGCCAGUCUCUCUCCUCCUCUCCUUUGUCCUCUUUGAACGGCUCCUUCGCCUCCUCUAACAACUCCUCUCUGGACUCCUGUCGGAUGCUGUGUCCGUCCCAGCUUCUGGACGACAAAGACAACCUCAGACCAGUUGUUGUUGAUGGAAGCAACGUAGCCAUGAGUCAUGGAAAUAAGGAGGUAUUCUCCUGCCAAGGCAUCCAGCUUGCUGUCGAUUGGUUUUUGGAGCAAGGCCACAGAGACAUAACUGUUUUUGUCCCUGCCUGGAGAAAAGAGCAGUCCCGUCCCGAUGCUCUUAUCACAGACCAAGACGUCUUACGGCGACUAGAGAAAGAGAAGAUUCUGGUCUUCACUCCGUCUCGCCGUGUGCAGGGACGCAGAGUGGUUUGCUACGAUGACCGCUUCAUCGUCAAACUGGCCUACGAGUCCGCCGGCAUCAUUGUUUCCAAUGACAACUACCGUGACUUGGCCAAUGAAAAGCCAGAGUGGAAGAAAUUCAUUGAUGAGCGUCUACUGAUGUACUCCUUUGUAAAUGACAAGUUCAUGCCACCAGAUGACCCUUUGGGACGACAUGGACCCAGUCUGGAGAACUUCCUGAGGAAAAGGCCUAUUAUUCCUGAGCACAGGAAGCAGCCGUGUCCUUAUGGUAAGAAAUGCACAUAUGGCCACAAGUGCAAGUUUUACCACCCUGAAAGAGGCAGCCAGCCCCAGCGUGCCGUGGCUGAUGAGCUCCGUGCCAGUGCCAAAAUGUCAUCAGUAGCUUCUAGAGGCCUGCUGGAAGAUGCCCUGACAGUGAAAAGCCAAAGUUAUGGUGUAGCAGUAGGAAUGGCCGAGGCUGAGCCAAGUCAGAGCACCCCAAAGAAACAGCCGAACCCCAGCCUUCAGAGCUCCUUAACUGACCUCGUGGAGGACAGGUUUCGUAUCCAGUCCAAAGUGGACGGGCGUCGGGGAAGCAGCAGUAGCAGCAGCAGCUGUAGCAGCAGCCUUAUUGGGUAUCCUGCUCCAGGCGGGCCCCCGUCAUUAGGAAGCUUUGACCACUGGGAGCAUCCUGGGGUUACUGGUGGAGGGAGGGCUUCUGGAGCCUCUGGACCAAGCCAGGCUGAAACCUACCACAGAUGUGAGUCUCCAGAGCCUAGCUACAGCUCAAUGGUAAAGAACUACUCCAGCCUCGGUCUGGUUGUGCCACAGAGUCCUGAACGCUUCUUCCCUGCUGAUCUGAGAGGUGGAUCGCUGCUGUCAGACUUUAGCAGUGAAGGAAGCUUAAGCUCAGACUCGUUCUCCCCUGACCCUGUGUUAGACGAUGGUCACAAGUGCCACCAUCACCACCACCAUCCUCCCCACCAUCAUCACUGCUCUGGCCAGUUUUCCCACGCUGUAAGCCGUGUUCCUCCUGGAUUUGGCCAGCAUCCUCAUGGCUAUCCUGUUCCUCAAGCUCUGCGGAGAAAACAUGAUUAUGGCCUUGAAGACCUGCCAGCUUCUGUUACCUCUCAUGGAUCUCCUCGUCCCUUCCAGUCCCCUUCAGCCUACAUCCCACCCCACUUUCAGCAUCCAUUUGGGAGCAGUUUCCAAGGGGAAUUUCCAGCUCGGUCACCCCAAACGUCCACGGCUCACUCCCACGUUCAGAACUCCCCUCUUGGCCGCAAUUUGAUGGGCUCCGUUUGGCAGGAUGGUGGGCUCCAGGACUCCCAAAUGUACAAGGGGUCGCCACUUCAAUCCCGAAGGAACCACUCUGUGAUUAACCCACCACUACAGCAUCAGAUGAACUGGGACCCACAUUACCAGCAGUCCCCUAAGCCUUGUUAUGAUCCGUAUGCUUUCCAGAGCCUUCCAGAAGUCCACGAGAAGGCUUGGCACUCUCCUUGGGGCAGGCAAACCCAUUCGUCACCGCAUGGCCUUUCAGCAUCAAGUCUUCCACCCCUUCACCAGUUAUCCCUUCCACCCAUUACUACCCACAAAAGCCACCUGCCCUCAGUGCCUCAGCACCAGGAGCCUCCUGCCUUAGGUCGAUACCAGGACCUCAGGGAGAGGGUGUUUGUUAACUUGUGCCGCAUCUUCCCACCAGAUUUAGUGAGGAUGGUAAUGACCAGGAAUUCUCAUAUGGUGGAUGCUCAGGAGCUUGCAGCUGCGAUUCUGAUGGAGAAAUCGCAGCACGGUUCUUGAAUGAAGUUACAGUUUCAUCUUAACUGAGAUGUCUUCUGCAGGUUUAUCACCUACGGUCAUCUUAGUUAUUCAAGUCAGGUUGGACUUACAUAGACCAAAAGCACAAGAUACAAAGCUCCUUAAGUUGUUAAUGGACUGCUUAUUUUAUUGCAGGGAAGUCUUGUUAAUUCUAAAUGGUAUUUUUUGUAAAGGGAGAACCCCAAAUUGCCAUAUUUUUCUAUAAUAUGUCCGCUAUUUCAGCACUUAAGAUCAGGUAAAGUCGGGGUUUCAUUUUAUUGUUUGAGCAAGGGAAAUUGGGGUGCUUAGGGAGGCUUU